AGGAAUAUAGGAUUUCUGAGUUUAAAUUAUUGGAACAAAUUAAAAAAGUCAGUACAGGACUUUUGUUUUAAGAGCUACAUAUAUGUAAAAGAGUGUUUGUCGUUCUCUAACCAGUUAAUCAGCAUAGAUGGCUCAAAACCAGAGCCAGCCAUGGUUUGGAGGUUGUGAAUAAAAUAUUUACGCAGUUUAUUUUGAUAGGUCCGAGGCACAUGAAGGAAUCAUUAUGUAAACAAAUUUAGCGACCUACAUACAUCUGUGAUAAAAUUGACAAGAGCGCCGUCAUUAACUAGUGAUAAAGAACAUGUUGCAGCCAACAAUAAUUUAUUUUAGCCGGUUCUUGGGUUUUAAUGAGUUGUUAUAUUAACCGAGUAAUGCGAUUUUAGCUAGCAUGACAGAAACAUUCUGUUAACCUGGAACAAAAAUUAAUCGGGACAUUUUCGCUGCUGAACGCAUCUGUAAUAAGAAGGCGAUCUCACAUUAACUCUAGUUGGUGUUGGUGUGUUUUCCGCUCAUGGACCCAUCUGAUAACAUGGGGAGCCUAAAUCACAUGGUAGAGGCUGUGGCCUUGAAUGAUGGUCCUGGUCCUGAGAGCUCCGCUGGACAGAAGGAUACCUUGCCUGCAGACAUGCUGAGAAUAAAGCAGCAGAUGUCCAACCAGUGCUUUGAGAUGACAGUACAGCUCAAUGCGGGGAAAAAUAAAAGGUCUUGCAGUACAUCGGAAGCAGAGAGAAACUUGCCUGACUAUAUAAAUGAGCUUGAAAGGGUCAAGGCAGUCCAUUUUAACAGCACACUGGCACUGCAAAGGAUGCAGAUCUGGCAGGCAAUGGGAGAGAAGAUGAAACAGAGUGAUCCAGAGGCGGUUGCCCUGAAAGCUGUGAGUGAUCGCUGCAUGUCUCUGUGUUCACGUAUAAAACAACUUCAGCAAGAAACCAAAUGCCUACAGGAUGAAAUUACAGAAAUACAGAAGAGCAGACUUGAGAUGAAGCGACUUACGCAUGAGAAAAUGAAAGAAAUGGAAGACUUAAUGUCCAAGAAGGAGCAUCCAGAUGCAGAAAAGUAUAAAGCUGCAUUGGAAAAAGGACAAGCAAACUUGGAGAAGUAUAAAAAGAUGGCCAUCAUGACUCAGAAUGUCCUCAGGGGCAUCCUCUUGGCCUGUAAAGUCAACUGGCUGGAUGAUCCCAAACUUCGAGACAUUGCCAUGACACUGGAAGAGUUUCCUAUCUCUGACUAGAGAAUUCCUUUAUCUCAUUUUUAUUUGUGUCUGUCCCGUGCUGUCUAAUAAAGAAUCUGUUUUAAAAA
Molecule: messenger RNA, 1299 nt
Organism: Melanotaenia boesemani (Boeseman's rainbowfish)
Lineage: Eukaryota; Metazoa; Chordata; Actinopteri; Atheriniformes; Melanotaeniidae
Gene: cenph
Product: centromere protein H
Exons: 10
Coding region: 512-1231 (239 amino acids)
Biological process (GO): kinetochore assembly; mitotic spindle organization; chromosome segregation
Cellular component (GO): nucleus; kinetochore
Molecular function (GO): kinetochore binding
Source: RefSeq, a predicted model, not a curated record